Messenger RNA from Esox lucius (northern pike), 7599 nucleotides. RefSeq names its product pericentriolar material 1 (gene pcm1). NCBI's taxonomy places the organism in Eukaryota, Metazoa, Chordata, Actinopteri, Esociformes, Esocidae. Gene Ontology annotation, cellular component: centriole; centrosome; ciliary basal body. The record is from RefSeq and is a predicted model, not a curated record. Gene Ontology annotation, biological process: protein localization to centrosome; cilium assembly; microtubule anchoring at centrosome. The transcript has 40 exons. Bases 233 to 6664 code for a protein of 2143 amino acids.
CUGCUGCAUAUCACUCCGCCUCCUCGUUGAGAAUAGGCCAGGGUAUAAUGGCUGACUUUGCUGGGCCGACAAGCGUACAUUGACUUGAGUGGAUUUAUCUACAAUACCGAAACGUUUAUUUUUAUUGUUCUAUUUUGAGACACAGCCUUCUCCUGGCUCUAAGAAUGUGCCGUUGACCAUAAACUGCAACGAUAAUUUCUUAAAGACUCUGAGGUGCAGAGUGGCGGAGAACAUGGCAACGGGGGGAACCUCCUUUGACGAGCAGGAGCUGCACAACUGGACCGUCACCAACGGCAGCAGCUUGGAGGACAGGCUCAACAACAUGGACUGGGGUGUCCAGCAGAAGAAGGCGAACCGCUCGUCCGAGAAGAACAGAAAGAAGUUCUCGGCCGGCGGAGUCACGGAGAGCCGGCUGACCAACGACAUCUCCCCGGAGUCUACACCGGGCGCGGGGAGGAGGAGGGCCCGCACCCCCCACUCCUUCCCCCAUGUUAAGUACACCACCCAGAUGUCUGUGCCGGAUCAGGCUGAGCUGGACCGCCUGAGGCAGAGGAUCAACUUCACUGACCUGGACGAGAGGAGCAUAGGCAGCGACUCCCAGGGCCGCGUCACCGCAGCCAAUAACCAGCGCCAGCUGGCGGCCGAGAACAAGAAGCCCUUCAACUUCCUGCCGCUGCACGUCAACACCAACAAGAGCCGUGAAGCACCCUCCGCCUCUGCCCCCUCCACCCCGUCCGUUGUGGCUACUGCCAAGAAGCAGAGCCCCGGCUCAGUCCGCAGGGAGGCCUUUGCCCCGUCUUUGCCCGGCAAGGACCUGCCGGGGCUGGGUAGAGGGGCAGAGAGACUUCCUCCACCCUCCGUGGACGACGGAAGGGAUGAUCCCAACAUCGACAGCAGCCAGGUGGUAAGCAAGCUGGUGCAAAUUCGGGAGUACAUCGGAAAGGCCAGCUCCAUGCGGGAUGACCUGGUUGAGAAGAACGACAUUCCGGCCAACGUGGAACGCCUGUCCCACCUCAUCGCCCACCUCAAGGAGCAGGAGAGGUCUUACCUCCGGUUCCUGCAGAAGAUGCUGGCAAGGGAGAACGAGGAGGACGAGGCUGGAACGAUGGACUCAGCCUUGGGUUCCGGCUCAUUGCCUGAGAGCACCUCCCUCAACAUCGAGGUGCGCUCCUCGGAUGCCUCCAAUGCUACGGGCCGGGUAGCAGAGCGUAGCGACCAGAAGGAAGAGCUGGAGAACCUGCGGCGGCAGCACGAGCUGCUGAAGAAGAUGCUGGAGCAGCAGGAGCAGCUCCGGGCCCUGCAGGGCCGCCAGGCAGCACUACUGGCCAUGCAGCACACCAGCCAGCACGCCGUGGACGACACCGUGCCAACCGAGACCACCGGCAGUGUGUCAGGGCUGAGCAUCACCUCAGAGCUGAAUGAGGAGCUCAACGACCUAAUCCAACGCUUCCACAACCAGCUCCACGACACCCAGACCAAGGCUGUAGUCCCAGACAACCGCCGACAAGCCGAGAGCCUCUCCCUCUCCCGUGAGGUGUGCCGCUCCCGUUCCUCUCAGCCGCCUCCCCGCUCGUCCACCGCCUCGUCCUCCUUCCUCCACCCCACAGCCCUGACCUCCGCCCCCCCCGCGUUGCCCUCGGCGGCCAGCGCCAAGCUAACCAAGCUGCAGGAGCUACAGGACAAGAAGCAGACCAUGGACAAGAUCCUGCAGGAGCUGCAUUCCCUCCGAGACCAGACCCUCAACAACAACUCCUGUCGCGUUGCCGGCGAACCCCUUCCCUCUCAGCAAAGCCUGGGUCUGGGCUCCUCCUCGGAUCGCCCCUCUGCCCUAUACAGGGAACCUAACGGGGCCUCUGCCAUGAGACAGGACCCAUCUCCUUCCUACCGGCCCUCCACGCAUCCCCAGCACGAGGACGCCCCAGCAGAUAAACUCCGGAAGCUGAAGGAGGUGCACAAGCGUCUGAACGAACUGCGCGAGCUGGUGCAGUACUACGAGCAGACGUCCGACAUGAUGGUGGACACGGUCAACGAGAACGUGAAGGAGGACGACGAGGAGGAGGAUGAGGAGGAAACAGAGGAGGACGGCUCCAUGCUCGAGGCGAUGUUCGACUCGGAGCAGGAGAACCGCCGCCCCCCCGUCACCAAUAUCAGAAACCCACAGCACCCUGGGAACUGGACGGAUAUGAACAGCCUGACCAACGGCCGCGGAGGGGGAGGGGGGGGCGCCAACAACCGCUCCGACGGGAGACUCAACACCGAGUGUGAGAUCAACAACCGCUCGGCCGCCGCCAACCUCCGCAGCCUCAACAUCCCCUCGGCCAUAGAGUGUCAGUACAACAGUGACCGCCCCUACAACCAGGUCAAAGACCACAACCACACUGACCGCCGAAACGACGAUGACGACGCCUUGGAGGAUGAAGAGCGAGUGCCAGGACGCCGUGGUCAGGAUAGCGAGGGCUCGGGGUCGAGCCAGAGGAGCAGCCUAGCCAACGACGACGCAGACUUUGCCCACAAGGUCCACCGGUUGCAAACGGCCAAGCAGAAACUCCGGCAGCUGCAGGAGCUCGUGGCCAUGGUGCAGAGUGACGAUACAGACGCCACCACGGCCAACGAGGAUGAGAGCCUCCGACACCAGCAGCCCAAUAACACCCGAGCUGCUGCCUCCUCCGCAGCCAAGAGCCCCAGGGACCUCGCCCUCACUGACAAGGCCAGGGAGAAGCUGUACGAGGAGAAGCUUCGCCAGCAGCAGCAGGAGUUGAAGCAGCUCCAUGAGGAGCGCCAGCGGCUGAUGGAGAUUCAGGACAAGAUCCAGGACCUGCAGUGGGCCUGCCCCGACCUCCAGUCGUCGGUGUCUAGCAGCUCCGUGGGCCAGCAGGCCCUGAUGAGGAAGCUCCCGGCUGCAGCUUCCACCCCGGCCCCUCCUCCCGCUCCGUCUGCACCGCCCAAAGCCGCUGCGUCCCCUGCCUCCGCCGCCGUGCUCAAACCCACCGCCCAGGCGUCCGCCUCGGUCACCGACAAUGAGCAGCUGUGGUGUGAGAUGCGGCGCCACCAGAUCCUUCGGGAGGAGCUGCGCCAGCGGAGGAAGCACCUGGAGUCCCUGAUGGCCGAGCACCAGAGGAGGAGCGGCCUCAGCGACUCCCCCUAUAGGCCGGAGGACCCAGAGGGAAACGCCGAUGGCUCACAGCCGCUCAGCCGGGACGAGAGGACCAUGGCAACGUGGGGAGACUCCAGCCUCUGUCAGCUAGAGGAGGACGGCUAUCCCUCCGAGACGGGCGCUGAGGAGGAGGAGGAAGAGGAGGAGGAGGAAGGGGCAGAGUCUAGCUCCAGUGACGACCAGCACCUAUACUCCACUAGGAAGCAGCGAUCAUACAGCAAUAGGAAACAACUUGGCAGUAAGCUCCUCAAGCCCCCCCGGCAGUUUGCGUCAGACGCCAGCGGCCGCCCGUUUCCCCGUGCUCAAGCCCGAGCCGCGGAACAACAGUCCCAGUCCAACGUCAGUGCCAGCGCGGCCGGUGCACGGCGCCAGGAGAACCUGCGCUGGGCCUCCGAGCUGUCCUUCCAGGAGGGCCCUGGCACCGGGGCCCGGUUGGCACCCCGUCCCUGGCAGGAGCAGGCGGCGGCGCUACAGAGGCAGCUGGACUUCAGCACUGGCAUGUGUCAGACCCUUCUGCAGGACCAGCAGACGCUGUCCUACAUGCUGCAGACCCUUCUGACUGGGCCAUACAGCGCCCUGCCCAACAACCUGUCCUCACCCCAGGUCCACCUGGUCAUGCACCAGCUCAGCCAGUGUUACACUCAGCUGGCCUGGCAGCAGAACAACGUCCAGAGACUGAAGCAGGUGUUAAGCGACAUGCUCCUCCAGCAGCAGCAGGCCUCGUCGUCAGGUCAGCAGGCCCCCAACCAGGGCUCCUCGUCCCGGGAGUCCGGCGGCGCUUGUCCCCCCCUCUCCCCCACCAGCCUAUUCCUCCCCUUCCCCUCGUCCAUCCCCCCCUCCGUCAACCAGGCCCUGAGCUUGCCCCCUGGCUUUUCCGGAUUCUCUCCCCUGACCGGGUUUAACUUCAACCCCCUGUUCCCCUCUGCCAUGGGGGAGUUUCCUCAGUGUGUGGGCGCCCCGACCAGCUCAGGUCAGCACCAGCAGCAGGAUCCCAACACCUCAGUUAAGACGGAGUACAUGAGCUUCCCCCCGCCCCUACAACGUUCCCCGCUCAACACUGCCGACAAAAGGCCACUGAGGCAGGAUAAAAGCGGCUGCAGUCGGGGCCACGAAUCCGGCUGGCUGGACGUCUCGCAGCCACCAGAUCCUAUCGCCGAAACCCCUUCAGCCCAACGAGGGGCUAACAACGGCCGACCCCUGACCUUCGACCUGGUCUCCCAGGGAAGCUUCAGCAGUACUGCAGACCCGGCGGACCCCGCCACCGUCACCAAGACCUUCAAGGCUGGACGUAAAGCCUCCGCCCAGGCCAGCCUGGCCUCGCGUGACAAGACACCCAACUCCAAGAGGAGGAGCCGCAGGGCAAAGGAACAGCACAAGAACCCUGGUCCAGAAGCGGAGAGCGACAGCGUGUCCAGCAUGGCAGACUUUGUCCAGGAGAGGGCGCCGCUGCCCCACCGCAAGCGGGACCAGAACCAGAGCCUGCUCGACAAACUGACCCAGGAAAAACUGGACAGCAAGACCAAGACCGGCAACAAACCCAACGACCUCUCCUCUGCCUAUGCUUGGAGAACACCUUUCCUCUCUAACAGAAUUGCAUGCACUGAAGCACCAGAUGCCAGCAGUGACUUCUCCCUGUUCGAGGCCCUGCGGGAGACCAUCUACUCCGAGGUGGCCACGCUCAUCUCCCAGAACGAGUCGCGGCCUCACUUCCUUAUAGAGCUCUUCCACGAGCUGCAGCUGCUCAACACAGACUACCUACGCCAGAGGGCCCUCUACUCCCUGCAGGACAUAGUGACCAGGCACCUGACGGAGAAGAACGCGUCAGAGGAGCGGCCUUCCUCCCUGGGCCCUGUAGCCUGGGCGGCUGGUUCCCAGUCGGAGCUCACUCCCAGCGAGAGCCUGGCCACCAGUGAUGCGGACGUGUCGGAAAAGAACGUUCGGGUCAUCAAGCACAACGACCCCAACAAAAGGAGGAAUGACGCCGACUCUGUGGACAACGAGAGCACCCUGUCCACAUCCUCUAACCUGGAGCCGUUUGCUAACGAUGACUUGGGUAACACAGUGAUCCACUUAGACAAAGCUCUGGCCAGGAUGAGGGAGUAUGAGCGCAUGAAGCUCAAGGCCGAGCUUACCCUCGACACCGCCGCUGCUAACGCCCCCGAGGCCUCCGCUAACUCCUCUACUAGUGCUGCUCAGCUGCUGGCAGGUGCCGGAGGCGAGUCAGGAGAUGUUCGCUGUCCACAGAUUGACACCCAGCAGCUGGACAGACAGAUCAAGGCCAUCAUGACUGAAGUCAUUCCCUUCCUCAAGGAGCACAUGGACGAGGUGUGUUCCUACCAGCUGCUGACAUCCGUACGGCGCAUGGUGCUCACCCUCACCCAGCAGAACGAUGAGAGCAAGGAGUUUGUUCGCUUCUUCCACCGACAGCUGGGAGGCAUACUGCAGGACUCUCUGAGUAAGUUCACAGGACGCACCCUAAAGGACUGUGGCGAGGACCUGCUGGUGGAGAUAUCGGAGAUCCUGUUCAACGAGCUGGCCUUCUUUAGACUCAUGCAGGACCUAGACAACAACAGCCGCAGUGUUGCCGCUACAUCCCAGACCAGACACAGGAACAACAGUAGACCGCCGCCUAAAAAUAACAACCAGCAAGUCAACCAGACGCACCGGAACAACCAGGAACUCAAGGCAUCGGAGGCAGAGAAGUCCUUUUCCACAUUGUUUCUCGACGAAGACAAAGAUCAAGAUGAAACAGAGCUGAGAGAGCGGGAGGAGGAGGCGAAUGGAGGUGAAAGUAAGGACAGCAAGAGCAGCGAGGCCUCUGAGGACGACGAAGGACUGCCUCUCUCAAUUAGUCUGUCCAAGGCAGAGACCCAGGCCCUUACCAACUAUGGCAGCGGGGAGGAUGAGAAUGAGGUGGAGGAGAUGGAGGAGUUUGAGGAAGGGGUCCCGGAUGUCCAGACGUCGCUGCAGGCUAGCAAUGACGGCGGAGAUCAACAGGGCACAAUUGGAAACCAUGAGACAAAAUCAGACCCAGAAAGCUCAGAGAGUAACGAUGCAGUCAAGAGCAGCAAGUCCGAGUCCAUCGAGGUGGUCGACUCCCCGGAGGAGGAGCACGACGGAGAGGGUGCUGAACGCAGGAGGCCGGAGGGGGGGAGCCACACAGCCACCGCUUCAGCCGGUGCCAUCAAUAACCAGGAGGUUUCUGACUCCCAGGUCUUCAACAGCAGUAGCCCAGACACGGAGUCGCCCGUCAUGAUCAAUUCAGAUGAGGUGGUUUCAGGAAACACAAGCCAGAAGUCGGACGAAGAGGACUUUGUGAAAGUGGAGGACUUACCAAUGCAGCUCAGCGUCUUGUGUCAGGAGGAACUCCAGAAGAGGAUAGUGGAGGAGCAGCGGAAUAAUAAUCUGACUGCUGAGAUCCUCAGUGGAAACACGGACACGCUGGAUGGACUGGUGGGCAGCGGGGACACACUACGGGAGCCAGAAACGGUAGGUGCUCAGAGUGCAUGAAGAAACUGUUUUUGUGAGUGAGCAUAGGUUUGAACCAUCCAGCUGCAUUACCCCCAACAAGCCCUGAAGACUUUUGGACUCCCAUUGAAACUUCAUUACUCGUGCCAGCGACAAGGCUUUGCUCUAAAUUAUAACUAAAACCGUUCAAACUACAACUGUAUUGUAAACAACUGUUUUAUUCCUGCUCCUGGGACUGUAUUCAUGAAGCCUGUCCUUGCAUUUAAGAUCAUAAUACAUAUUGGUUUUAGAUUUGUGUGGAUAAGCAGGCCUUUGAUCCAAGAUGAGCAUCCCUGCUCUAAGACGCCUGAUAGAUUAAUGCCCCAGAUUACUGAAUGUGUUGUAUGAUUUGUUGCCAAUGGGCGGGUUCUUUCUUUCUCUAUGCUGCGGUGUUCCGUAUAAAGUUUUGUUUAAGACAUCUAGUACACUACUUGUUCAAUCGCCUUAGACUUUUUCCCCUGGAUCUGUUUGGAAUCUGUUGUCGUUUUAAAAAAUUGUUUUCUUGGCUUUGCUUGUCAAGCACUAGACCCUUAUGAACUUUCAAUGACAAAGUAUGACUUCAAACUUGGUAAAGGCUGCUGGGGUGUAUUUGUUCCAUUAAAUAAAAAUGUUUUACUAAACGGUGUCUUUUUAGAACGUACCUGAAUUUAUGCAGUAGAAACUGGCAACGUUUUGCAAUUGAAGCGUUUAAUUUGGUGGAACGACUACAGCAUGUGAAAUGUCAAGACUACACUAGCACCUAACACCUCUUCCUUCUCGUUAUGGGACUGUGCUAAACUUUAUUGCAGUCUUUAAAAUGUUCCUUAUUUUUUCCUUCCAAAUCUUUUUACUUUUGUAGGCAUAUUGAUGUUUUGCGUUUCUCAAGUUAGUUUACCAUGAUUUCUAUGUAACUACACAUGUUGACUACUGUAUGAAUAAAAUUAAACUUUUAAAAAUGG